Molecule: messenger RNA, 1014 nt
Organism: Neoarius graeffei (lesser salmon catfish)
Lineage: Eukaryota; Metazoa; Chordata; Actinopteri; Siluriformes; Ariidae
Product: serine protease inhibitor Kazal-type 1-like
Exons: 4
Coding region: 125-385 (86 amino acids)
Molecular function (GO): protein binding
Source: RefSeq, a predicted model, not a curated record
CAUGACCUGAUACUUACAUGCACAGCUCACCUUCCUGAGGUAAUAUAUUUUUUCUCCCGAGUCUGUCUGUCUCUCUCGCGCUCUGUCUCUCUCACUCACACACACAAACAAACAAAGAAAAACCAUGAAGCUGGUUUUCCUGAUCAGUGUUUCUGUUCUCGUCUAUUUCACUGCCUUCACAGCAGCAGACGACGGCACCACUACCACACCCAGAGAGGCCAACUGCCAGAACUAUGUAACUGAUGUGUGUACACGUGAAUUUAUACCAGUGUGCGGUGAUGAUGGCACAGCCUACUCAAAUGAGUGUGUGCUGUGCAUGGAAAGCAGGAAGCAAAACAAGACUAUCAAGGUGGUGAAGGAUGGAGACUGCAAACCUGUUGAAUAAGUUGUUGUUGACUCUGCUCAAUUGUAACUUUAGUUGGACAACUUUUUCCCCAGUAGUAGCCUGAGACCUAUCAGGAAAUGUCUUGAGCUAGCAAUGAGCAACAAACACCCAAAGAUAAAACCAAUCCAAAAAAAGUUUCUUUUUCAUGAAUUUAGACUAUUUUUUUGAUGAAGAUUUUAAUCUUUGCCACUUUUUUUUUCUUCAUGAUUUAAUGCACGUUUAACACAGAUUGUAGCAAUAGUAUUAAAUAUUUACAUAAUGGUGCACAUAGUUGUCUGUUUUUAAUGUCAGUUCAUCAGUUUAUUUUUUAAUGUUGCAAAGCCAUAGAAUUAAAAAUGAACAAACAAAUAUCCUGAUUUCUAUGUUCUUUCCUGUGUGUUGUAUGUCCUCUAGUCCAAAGCGAGUUGUCAAUAGUUUUGAGUUUUUACCCUUUUAAACUUCAUUAAUGUGUUUGUAUAAUUAUUGUCAUUUGUUUAUAUAUAAAAGUUUUUAAGUAGUGAAAACAUGCUGUCUGAAAUUUUCACAUCAAUACCCAAACAAACAAAACUUUCCACAAUAAAGCACUGCUUGGUCAUGUGACUAGGAAGAAGCAUCAAUGAAAUGAAAUAAUAAAAUUGAGUCUUGCUCGA